AUGGACCGCCAGGGAAAGAGGGCGAACCAGGGACCACGUGGUCCACCAGGUGAAAAAGGACAGCCGGGACGAGAUGGUGAUAACGGAAUCGAAGGUCCGCGAGGAGAACGCGGUUUUCCCGGUCUCAAAGGCGAGAAGGGACCACGUGGCGCAGUCGGCCCUCCUGGGCCACCAGGACCACGAGGACCUGCAUGGCCUUGCCAAAGUUGUCCUCCGCCACGUGUGUCCCCGGGUUACUAUAAGAAGUCUGUUAAGACCUGA
Molecule: messenger RNA, 261 nt
Organism: Ostertagia ostertagi
Lineage: Eukaryota; Metazoa; Nematoda; Chromadorea; Rhabditida; Trichostrongylidae
Source: the annotation of a GenBank genome assembly